UUUAUAUCGCACCUAGGAGGUUACAUUGAGGUUAUAUCUUUGUAUAUAUAAUCUUGAUUCUUCCUUUCUUGUGGUUUCCGAUCUACCUCUUUUGUUAGAUACUCAACCUCCAACAGUUAUUAAAAAUUUUGGAGUGGCCGCCAACUAGAUACCCCUCCUAUGCGUCAUCAUUUUCGCACUUCGAGCAUUGAAAGAUUUUAGACCAGAUAGACUUCUACAAGUAUAAUUCUUCAUCUGCAAUAGAUACUUAAUACACAUACCCAUCAUGGCAUUUUCAAUGCACAGUCAUUCCGGACAAUUUUGUCCCGGUCACGCCAAAGAUACACUGGAAGAAGUGAUCCAAACCGCCAUUUCCAGGGGCAUGCAAACUUUUGCAUUAACAGAACAUAUGCCACGAAACUCCAACUCGGAUUUAUACCCUGAAGAAGUAAGAUUUUGCUUUAUCAUCUCAUCAUUUCACCUCAAAUAAUCUAACAUAUACAGGUAGAAGCCGGAGAUGACAUCUCUCGUUUUAUACCAAGACACGAAGCCUAUCUCGCCGAAGCUGUUCGUCUUCGUGAAAAAUAUGAGAAUAAAAUUCAUAUUCUCAUAGGCUUUGAGGGAGAAUGGAUUCGUUCGGAUUAUGGACCUCUGAUUCAACAGCUUGCUUCCAAUCCUAUCAUUGAUUUCUUCAUCGGUUCGAUACAUCAUGUGAAUGAGAUACCUAUUGAUUACGAUGCUGCGCUUUAUGCAAAAGCUGUCGAGAGAUCUGGAGGUUCGGAGGAGAAGCUAUAUGGGGAUUAUUUUGACCAGCAGUACGAGAUGUUGCAAUCGUUGAAACCGAAGGUGGUGGGCCAUUUUGAUUUGAUUAGAUUGUUGAGCGAGAAGCCGGAUAGGAAUUUGAAAGAGUGGGAUGGAAUUUGGCAAAAGAUUUUGCGAAAUUUGUUAGAGGUGACGAAAUAUGGAGGGCUAUUGGAAAUUAAUACUAGUGCAUUGAGGAAGGGAUUGAAAGAACCAUACCCAGAAAGAGAGAUUUGCGAGGUAUGUAUUUUGUGUGUAGAUAGGAAUGAGAAAAUGCUGACUGUACAAUAGACAUUCAGAGACCUUGGUGGAAAGUUUACAUUGUCUGAUGAUAGCCAUGGUAUUGGACAUGUUGGAACAAAUUUUGUCAAGGCGAUAAGGUAUUUGGAGACUCUCCAAGUAGAAAAACUUUAUACUUUCGAGAGGAACAGUGGAGCGGGAUCGAAUGAGGUCGCGAAAGUGUUGAUUUUGAAGAGUGUAUUUGUUUCAAAGGUCAACGAGACGUUUAUCCCUGAAUGAUGGACACAUUUUACGUAGCUAUAUAUCACUCGCCUAAAGUUGUCCUACUGGAAAUCUUUUCGGAUAUGCUGGUUUGGCCUUGCUCUUAAGUUGUUUUUGUGAUCACAACAUCUGAGGCAUUAGGGAUAUCAUAAUACCGGAAAGAACUGAUGAUCACCACGAUACAGGACUCGACCAAUUAUCAGGCAAUUUUGAGUGCAUGGCAUAUUUCCAAGGUAACAUGUAACAUCCCCCACUGAUUUCU
Messenger RNA from Sclerotinia trifoliorum, 1543 nucleotides. The record is from the annotation of a GenBank genome assembly. NCBI's taxonomy places the organism in Eukaryota, Fungi, Ascomycota, Leotiomycetes, Helotiales, Sclerotiniaceae.